This is a messenger RNA of Opisthorchis viverrini, 270 nucleotides long. RefSeq lists its product as hypothetical. NCBI's taxonomy places the organism in Eukaryota, Metazoa, Platyhelminthes, Trematoda, Opisthorchiida, Opisthorchiidae. The record is from RefSeq and is a predicted model, not a curated record. The transcript has 2 exons. Bases 1 to 270 code for a protein of 89 amino acids.
AUGGUGCAAGCGGCACUCAGUCUCGAGAUGCAGUACUGCAGUGAACGCGGAGAUGGUGCAAGCGGCACUCAGUCUCGAGAUACAGUACUGCAAAAAGUGAACGCGGCAGUCAAAAAAGGAAAAUUACUCGGACUAAAAGGUGUUGGAACAACCAGCCCGAUCCAGGAAAUGCAGACCACAACUGAACGGAGACCACAAAAUCAGCCCAUCACAGACACCAAAGAAAGGCAAGGAGACAAGGCAAGUGAUGAAUACAAACGUAUUCAAUAG